This is a messenger RNA of Colletotrichum phormii, 2883 nucleotides long. RefSeq lists its product as uncharacterized. The record is from RefSeq and is a predicted model, not a curated record. Gene Ontology annotation, biological process: DNA-templated transcription; regulation of DNA-templated transcription. The transcript is spliced from 6 exons. Gene Ontology annotation, molecular function: zinc ion binding; DNA-binding transcription factor activity, RNA polymerase II-specific; DNA binding. Lineage: Eukaryota; Fungi; Ascomycota; Sordariomycetes; Glomerellales; Glomerellaceae. Bases 1 to 2883 code for a protein of 960 amino acids.
AUGGCUCAGAGAGAACAGGCCAGCAACGAACGGACGGACUCCGCGUCCGAGAGUGAGGACGUCAUCGCCGUCGCGAAUCCAACCGCUGAUGUCCCGGUGUUCAAAUGCGACUACUGUGGAAGCACUUUUGGACGCCAGGAGCAUCUCACUCGGCACAAGCGGUCGCACACCAGAGAAAAGCCUUUCUCAUGCUCAGCAUGCGGCAAGAGCUUCUCUCGAUUGGAUGUUCUCACUCGACACGCGGCCUCUCAUGAUGAAGUUGCAAGCGAGUCACGGCGGCCCGUGGCAUCUUCUAGGGCCUGUCAGGCAUGCGCUGUAAGCCAUUCACGAUGCUCAAAAGGGAGCCCCUGUCGUCACUGUACGGGUAAAGGUUUCGAGUGCAAAUACCCCGUCGCCCGCCGACGAGCUACUCGUUCAGCAUUCCGGUCUCCGGAUGAGAGUGCUGCGCCAGAAGAAGGACAUGAAAGCCAUCAGGGACAUAUGGACUAUUCCGACCCUGUGCAGGUUCCACAACCUUCAGGAAUGACUGAAAUGCCGUUCCCAACCCCGGAUCAUGCGCCAGAGAGGCGCGCAGUCGAAACGUCGUGGCCUCUUUCCAUGAAUCCUAUGGACAACUUCAUUCACAAUGAGGAGUUUCCCGAGCAAUCUGCUGGUAUUUCGGCCAUCAAUUGGCUCUCUCCUCAGUACUACGCAGAUUUUGAUUGGGGUAUCAUGUCUUCUACCGUCAUGAAUGCCUAUGAAGCCGUACGUCAAGGGCCAUGGCUGAACCUCCUCAACAGUCAGCCAGUCCAAACUCCGAAUGCCGCACUUCCACCAGCGUCGGUACAGCGAUUCAAUCCACCAGGAACAACGCCCAGGAGCAGACCAAAUGGGAGCACAACGGGAUCCAUAGAAUCAUCAUCUACCGCAGCGACUUACUAUGUUGAUGGUGCUCCAUCUAGAGCACCCUUCAAAGGUCGUCCGUCACAGAGGAGUCUGGUUUUGGAUAACUCAGUGCGGCCGGAUGACGACACUCCUACUCCCAGCACAGCAGCUCCAGACACCUCCAGGGAUGCUGAUGAAGGAACAGGGCUUGAUCUCUCCGUGCAGGCUUAUGAUAACCUUCUACACCACAUCAGUGUUGAACCUUUUCUUCGGGACCGCAGCGCGACACCGCUCCCAUCACUAGCCCAUGCUCGAGUUUAUUUCCGGUUAUAUUUUCAACAUUUCCACCCCGCUUAUACCUUACCGCAGAAAUCGACCGACUUCUACCAUGAGCCAGCGAGUUGGCCUCUUCUUUUGGCCGUCUGUGCAGUUGGCUCGGUCUACUCUCGAGGCGAGACCAACCUCCGUUUCAGAGACUUAUUUCUUCAACUCUUGGAAAGCGCUGUACGGUUUUACAUCUCAACAGGCGCUCUGGAUGAUGUGUUAGGGUCCUCUCAAGUAUCCCUGGCAAGCCCUGCGGAAGAUUCAAUAGGUCUAGUCAUUGCGCAAACGUCAAUUCUAUGGUUGAUACAGAACCUGCACAACGGUGUUUCCGGCGAUAGCUACGAUUUGUCCUUCCUAGUAAGGCACUUCUUGAUAAAUGCCUGCCGAAAGAUGGACCUUCUUGGUAAGCGAGAGAACUUGACACAAGUAGAGCACCAAGCGGAUGGAUCAGAUGUCCUCAGGAGGUGGGUGGGCAGUGAGUCCAGGCUGAGAACGGGUCUCAUGAUAUGGGUUCUGGAUGCUGUUGUAUUCUUGGAAAGGGGUCAAGAUGUCUUACUCAAGCUGGGUGAUGCGAAAGGCCACAUGCCUUGCCUUGACUCCAUCUGGGACCAACCUACUGCAAAGAAACUUGGACAGCAGCACUCACACAUUGAUAAUCAUCUAUUGACCAUUCCUGAAGCCAUGGAAUUGCUGUACAUGGAGAAGAGACUGCCACCGAACCUGGGCGACUUUAGCACCAUGGUGCUCACAUACGCCAUCAUUAGGCGUACCAAAGAGGCUCUAUACCAUAACCAGAUUAGGCUCAACUCGUGGACGCCGACGGCCGACGUCCAGAAGUGCGGUCCCGGCGAUACCAUCGAGGAGACUUGGCCCCCUUCACUACCUAUCCUAUCGAGAUGGCGGAACAGCGCCUGCGAUUCUCUCGAUCUCUUCCACUGGAACGCUAACGCGAUCAUCGCCAAAGCCGGUGGGUGGGAGCAUCCCGUCAUCUUACACCUACACCUCUCACGUCUCGUCCUUCUCGCCCCGAUAUCCCAUUUGCAGACUUUAGCGGCUGCCGCCUCGGCGCGAGCAUCCUCCCGUAACGUCGACAACUCCAAAGUUGAAAAGGCGAGAUCUCUCGUCGCCCAAUGGGCUCUGCGUGAUCAGUACAAAGCCAGACUGUCUGUCGUCCAUGCCAGCGCAAUGCUUUGGCACAUCCGUCGUUACAGUGUAGACAACUUUCUCGAGUCCUUUGGCAUCUUCACCGCAACAUUGGUGGUCUGGGCUUACAGCACGAUGAUGUUGUUCAUGAGGCGGCAUCAGAACUCAGGCUCUCAUUUAACCAAUGGCGGCUCCGGCCAACAAGGUAGCCCGAUGGAAGCGGUGGCGGAAGUUGAAGAGGAUCCGGAGCCCAGCUUCCUCCACCUCGACCGGCCAUGUGACGACGAGAUGGUGCAGACUUAUGUCAGGCUAGGGCAUAAGAUGGCAGGCCACAUGGCCAAGGUGGGUAAUAUCUGCAAUGACGGCGCCCCUCGGAAGAUUCUCAAGGAAGGCAUCGAGAUGCUCAAGGGGAGACCGGAGCAGAACGGAGACCCAGCGAAUAGUGUCGGGAGCGGAGGGAUAGGCGAGAAUGUCAGGGGGCACUCGGUCUGGGGAGUGGAACGAACAUACGCCGAUCUCCUAGACUCGCUCAUUCAGUCCACCUCGGACUAG